Molecule: messenger RNA, 891 nt
Organism: Tachysurus vachellii
Lineage: Eukaryota; Metazoa; Chordata; Actinopteri; Siluriformes; Bagridae
Gene: sbds
Product: SBDS ribosome maturation factor
Exons: 5
Coding region: 71-823 (250 amino acids)
Biological process (GO): cytosolic ribosome assembly; ribosome biogenesis
Source: RefSeq, a predicted model, not a curated record
CAACAAGUUACUGCUCACAAGAAGAAGAAAGACACGUUUGUGUAGUGUGACGUCUAUAGCAGCAGAUAAAAUGUCGAUCUUUACACCUACAAAUCAGAUCCGUCUGACCAACGUGGCGGUGGUGAGGAUGAAAAAAGGGGGGAAACGGUAUGAAAUCGCGUGUUAUAAGAAUAAGGUGAUGAGCUGGAGAUCUGGAGCAGAGAAAGAUCUGGAUGAAGUUCUUCAGACCCCUACAGUGUUUAUAAAUGUGUCCAAGGGGCAAGUGGCCAAGAAGGAGGAUUUAUUAAAAGCCUUUGGGACAGAAGACUUAACAGAAAUCUGCAAACAGAUUCUGGCAAAAGGAGAACUUCAGGUGUCCGAUAAGGAACGACAGUCUCAGCAAGAGCAGAUGUUUCGGGACAUCGCUACGAUUGUGGCUGAGAAAUGUGUAAAUCCUGAAACCAAGCGUCCUUAUACAGUGAACCUAAUCGAAAGAGCUAUGAAGGACAUUCACUACUCAGUCAAAGCCACUAAGAGCACGAAACAACAGGCACUUGAGGUGAUCAAACAGCUGAAGGAAUCCAUCCAGAUACAGAGAGCUCAUAUGCGACUCCGCUUCAUCCUGCCAGCUAAAGACGGGAAGAGACUGAAAGAGAAACUUAAACCGCUCUUAAAGGUGGUGGAGAGUGAAGACUUUGAUGAUCAGCUGGAGAUGGUUUGUUUAAUUGAUCCAGGCUGCUUUCGGGAAAUUGAUGAGCUGAUUCGCUGUGAGACAAAAGGCAAAGGUUCAGUGGAGGUUCUCAGCCUGAAAGAUGUGGAAGAAGGCGAUGAGAAACUGGAAUAACUCGUCUUAAAUCUGCCUCCUAAUGCCACACUAACUACUUCCACAUUAAAUUAUAUCUUUCUUUUAUG